AUGUCGAAUGAAAAUGAAUCGUCUCAACCAGGAUCGGCAAGCGCCAAUACUGAACCGGAGGCAAGAAGACUGUCUCUGUGGCAUCGGCCCGUGUUUACGCAGACUACCCACAGUCCAGACAACACUGCUCAGAUAGAGCGAAGUCAUGAAAAAUCUGUUCGCGAUGAAACGGUUCUCAACUUGAAGGAGGUGAUUAAAGAAGGCCUUUCUAUGAGUGAUUCGCCCGAGGAAGCACGUUCCUGGCUCAUUGGCUUUGGGGACCUCGAACCGGGAACAGACGUUUCUCUCAGAUUGACCGACUUGCGCGCAGAAAAUCACGGAUCUACCAUCUCACUUCUGUCGCUCUUGAUACAGUGGGUUUCCGUGUGGUCAAGUAGAGCGGACAAAUCAAGAAAGGAGACCAAAACUUCAAAAUCAGCAUCGCUCAAGGACCAAAAGAACUUGGAAUGGCUUCUUCAGUAUAUUCGUCAGUAUCUGGACUUCGGUCACACCGGCUUUGAUUCGUCCGAAUUGUCGCGGACCGUGGAUUGCAUCACAACACUCUGUCUGAACGCCAGCAGGCAAAGCGACAUCAAUGGCGGCAUCAGCAUCCUCUACACGAUAUUGUCUCAUUUCGAAUACCCCAAAAAUGGCCUUGAACAAACAUUGGUGGUGUUAUGUGCUUCUGCCGCCAAUCUACCAGACCCACCAGAUCAUUUAUUCGACUGUUCACGGAUAUUGGCGUCUGGGUGUCUGAAUGAAGAGUUCAUGAGGAUCCUAUACUCUUUCAUUCGCACCCCUACGCUAGAGAACAACAGCAAGAAUUUAUCGCAUGCCAGAGGCGCAACACGGCUCCUCCGAAAUCUUACCGAUGAACGAUAUAAGGAAGGCGGCUUCGUCCUCAAUCUGGAGAAAUUCAUCGACAGCCUUCAUUUCACAGCCAAUCAAGGCAUUUUUCGCUUCUGCAAUGACAUCAUCAGCUCCCUCCACACUAUCCUCUCGAGCGAACAGCGAAAGCCAGACAUCCCCGGGAUUGAUUUCAGCAAAUUCUUGGACAUCAUUCACCUCUGUUUGAAAAUGAACCCUGGGGGACCUCAUGGAGGGAAGACAACUUCAUCAACCCAGGACGAUGAAAGGGAUCGACAGUUUGAAAGACACUUCCGAGAUCGAGAGGCCAUGGCUAAAAGACUUGCUCGUGAUUUUGACUGGGUCUGGGAAAACCUCUCUCCCGAGACUCGCAAUGCUAUCUCCGAGCUUUUCCUCGUGUACCCUCAAUAUGCCACUCCAUCACAACUAACACAGACCCUGGAGUACGUAAAGGACAAGUAUUUGACAUCAGAAGAGCAUGACACUAGAAGGAAGUAUUCCGAUGACGUCUACCGGCAGAUCGUACAAAAUCAGUCCUUGCCCUCGCCGUGUCGACUCAAAGGUAUCGAGGUCCUUGUGAAAUCGGGAAAUCCCUCAGAAGGAACAUCAUCUGAGCAUACGGAUGGAGCCUACGUAUGGAUUCUCAACAAGCUGUUGGAUCAAUUCGAUGUGGAGCGCGACUCCCAAAUGUUCGAGACGCUUCUAAAAUCUUUAGAAUACAUGGCCUCCAACUAUCAAGAGGCAGCAAAAGAGCAGGAGUUGACGAUGCGCAGCGUCGAGAGGCUCAACGAUCUAAUUAUUACAGGCCCGGCCGGAGGCCCCUUCAAUGAGGAGCUUGCCAACUUAGCGACCAAGGUCCUGGUGACCAUUUUCUGUUACAGUAUUCACACCGACGCAAAGGCUGCCGUCAGAGCAUUUCAAGUAUUACUCGAAGCUGCUAGUCCACGAUGCAAGUCUCGGCCGGCCCGACUUGUCGCCAAACGUCUCCUUUUUCGCAUGCGAGCAGAUGAUGCAGGUUUCAUUUAUGUCAAUGAGGCCAGCGAAAGCCAACACAUAGCAAGUGCGCUCCUACGAACCCAGGAGUCUGCCGACCUUUUCAAUUAUGAAAUGCCCACCUCACAACGACACUCAGCAAGCAGCACCAGUUUAUCGACGAAAUCUGACGGCGGUGAUCCACUUUGGAUGUAUCCACAUACUGAAAACGUGACUUUUCCGUUCGCCGGCCGCCAGUCUGGAAUACUCAACGUUGACCUCUCCAUGAGUCCCCAAGUCCACGCCGAACUUGACAUGAACACAUGGCUCAUGAGUAUCAUAAUGUGCCUACAAAAUGAUGCAGAUUGGGAGACCUACAGCUACACUGUUGUACAUGUUGCUGCACAGUUGAGUAACAUCACUCUGUUUGUCAACUCGAUGCAAGCUGUCGUCAAGUUUCGGCAAGUCCUUUGCGAUCAAAUCGUCACAAAUUCAUUUCGAGAAGCUCCCUCUUCAACCGGGCUCAAAAAGUCGGAUGUCGCCCUAUGCCUGUUCAACAUCCUGGUCCCUCUAAUCCCAUAUGCCACCAGGAAAUCCGAGGCCAUCCAAAAAGGGUUUGGGGAUGACCUCGUUCGGACAUUUCUGUCAGGAAUCGGCGGAGCCUGGGAAGGGACGCCUCGUGGCUGUAUCCACGCAUUAUCGAUCUGCAGUCUGGAGAUACCAUCGUCGGUGGCGACACUCUACCCGACCAUCGUCGACAAGAUGUCCAAGAAUAUGACUCAGGCACAUCUGACCACACACAUACUGGAGUUUUUGAUUGAGGUUGCCUUGUUACCCGAAAUGCACUCAAAGUUCAAUCCGGACGAAAUCAAAAUGAUAUUCGGCAUCUGCAUUCAAUUUCUUGAGAAAACUCGGGAACAGCACUCCGUCGCGUCCCCUCCGGGCAGAAUGAACCCAUCCUCCAGACACAGCGGGAUGAACUUCCGCCGACCGCCUUACCGAGCAUCCAUGUUGACGGAUAUUGGACUACCUCAGUAUGCCGCUGCCCUGGCGUAUCACAAUAUGAUUUUCUGGUUCUUAUCCCUUCGACUGGAAAUCAGGUCCAAAUAUGUGCCCUGGAUUGUUCCAAGACUUGUCUGGAAAAAUGGGCGUGGAGAAGAGACAAUCGAUGAACAGAGUCAGGUUAUGAUCGACAUGAUGCAAAGGACGGCCUUUUCUGAUCUUGGAGAGCCAUCACCAGAUCCGAACUUUGCCAGUCCGGAAGAUGGCCCAGUCUCCUCUGCCUCGUGGAUGGUAGGCCUCAGUGUUGUGACUGCUCAGACGGCCGGUCAUACCGGAAAAACUCAAAUCAUCAAGCGUCAGGCUUCGGGUACCACUUAUGCCAGAUACCAGCAGACGACGACUCGAUUGCCCUCCCACCACGCGCCAAGUCACACGGAGAUUCGCCAUCAUGAAGCGACAACGGAAAUUUUACCACCACACAUUCUCCUCCAAAUGAUGGCCAGCGCUGCCGCAACGAGUGUGGCCGAUCAGCCAAUCCGUCUACCGGAGGAAGACUUUGUCACUCGUGCGCUGGAGAUAUUCGAUCGAAUUCCCACCGUCACCAGCCACAAGAUAGGCGUACUCUACAUCGGUAAAGGUCAGACUGCCGAGUCUGAAUACCUUGCCAAUACGAGUGGCUCUCCCGACUUUGAGCGGCUGCUCAGGAGUCUUGGUUAUAUCGUUUCUCUGGAACCGCCCCUUCGUUUCAAUCCUCAAGGAUUAGAGUAUCCUCGAGAUGGCCAGCGCACAAUAGCGUGGCGAGAUCGAGUCGAGGAGAUCGUUUAUCAUGUCCCAACCAUGAUGCCAACUGAUCUGGAAGAUGACCCUCAAUGCAUCACCAAAAAAUCCCACGUCGGCAACUGCCACGUCAAUAUUAUUUUCAACCGAUCAGGACAGCCGUGGAGUUUCGACAGUUUCAAGUCUCAAUUGAAUUAUGUCAACAUUAUUAUCAGGCCAGCUUGCCGCGAGAGAGAGACUCCAGAUGCAAAUUUCAUGCCCGGGUUUUACUCGGUUCAGGUGGUCACGCGAGAUGAUUUGCCCAACAUAUCACCGGCAGCAGAUACGAAAAUCAUUUCGGCAGCUCAGCUAGGCCCAUUCGUUCGAGUUUUGGCAUUGAACGCCAAUAUGUUUUGUCAAACGUGGAACACCAAAGACAGUGAUUCCGAGUUUCCGAGUGCAUGGCGAGCAAGACUACAACAGAUCAAGCGAUUGAAGGAUCGCGUGAUGAGCAAAUCAGGCGACAAACAUGCACCGGCGGCACCCUUUGGCUCGAGCAGCAGCUCUGGGUCGAGCACGUCGGGUGGUAGAAAGACACCAGUCCCUCGGGAAGAACUUGGCAGACUUCAAAAGGAUGGCACUCUGGCUUCGCAACUGGAUUUCAGUUCGUGGACUCUUUAA
Messenger RNA from Rhinocladiella mackenziei CBS 650.93, 4257 nucleotides. RefSeq lists its product as uncharacterized. Bases 1 to 4257 code for a protein of 1418 amino acids. Gene Ontology annotation, molecular function: GTPase activator activity. The transcript has a single exon. Lineage: Eukaryota; Fungi; Ascomycota; Eurotiomycetes; Chaetothyriales; Herpotrichiellaceae. The record is from RefSeq and is a predicted model, not a curated record. Gene Ontology annotation, biological process: regulation of small GTPase mediated signal transduction; positive regulation of GTPase activity; negative regulation of TOR signaling. Gene Ontology annotation, cellular component: cytoplasm; TSC1-TSC2 complex; nucleus.